This is a messenger RNA of Chaetomium strumarium, 2570 nucleotides long. Its product is annotated as proteasome regulatory subunit C-terminal-domain-containing protein. Gene Ontology annotation, biological process: ubiquitin-dependent protein catabolic process; regulation of protein catabolic process. Lineage: Eukaryota; Fungi; Ascomycota; Sordariomycetes; Sordariales; Chaetomiaceae. Gene Ontology annotation, cellular component: proteasome complex; proteasome regulatory particle, lid subcomplex. Bases 327 to 2072 code for a protein of 581 amino acids. The transcript has 3 exons. The record is from RefSeq and is a predicted model, not a curated record. Gene Ontology annotation, molecular function: enzyme regulator activity.
UUUUCGAACCUUCCCGCAUCACAAAUCCAAACACAGUAAACCCUUCUCCACCACGACAAUAGUGAGUUGAGUGCCUGCGACACGUUGCACUUUCAUCCCAGGCACUCUUCCUGUUUGUUGCUUGCGGUGGCCGACCUUUGAGCCUUUGCACACCCAACAAACAAACCUUGGCGAGGUCGCCCUGCUGACCGGGGCCAACAAGCGGCUGCGCGCCUCGCGACCGUUCCGGCGUCAUCCAUCAGCUUCGCCCGACAUCACCAUCCAUUUGGCAUCGGCCAGCACACAGUGUAUUAUUACCACCCUUACAGAUAAAAAGAACAACCGAUAUGCCCGGCAAAACACCCGAUAAGGAACCCGUGGAGAACGGUGGCUACCGGGGAGGGAAAGAUUUGACGGAGAAGGACCGCAAAUCCAAGGCCAAGAAGCCCAGCAAGAAGGAGGCCGAGGACGACGUUAAGGUUGUGGUCCCGGUUCUAAAAGCAUCUAAGCAGUCGUCGAUCCCGCCUCCUAACGACGCGGAGGGUGACGUUGCGAUGGACGACGCUGAUAAGACGGCCGAGGGCGAGGUCAAGGUCGACCCUGUCCUCCAGACCAUUAACGAUAUCAAGAGCAAUUUUGCACUUCUAGAUCGCGCUGUUGCGCUCUUCGACGCAAGAUUCUCUCUCCGUGCGCUGCGGUCGAUCUCGUCGAUUCGGAAAAGGCUCACGCCUGAUAUCCUCGCGCAAGUCAUCUCCGAGACGUAUUCUCCAUCUUCAGCCAGCACUCAUGCUGCGAAGCAAAUGUUGCUGGCAGUUGGCCGGUCAGACAUGUCCCUGGGUCGUCAGAUUGGCCCAGAGAUGGAGAUCGACAGCGAGCCGAAGGCCACCGGCAAGAAUGGCGUCAAGAAGGAGACGAAGGACAUGAUCCCGGAAAUCGACGUCUUCCUCGGCAUCCUCACGCAAGUCCUUUUGCACGACAGCAAGCAGUUCCAGCAAGGUCUCGAGUUCUCGUACUACCUCGUUGAACGGGUCCGGUCUCUCAACCGUCGCACACUCGAUAGCCUGUCUGCCAAGGUAUACUUUUACUACUCGUUAUUUGCGGAGCAGAUUGCUCCCCUGCCGCCGUCUCCGCAAUCGCCUAUCGUGUCGAUCCGGCCGACCCUGCUUGCCGCCCUCCGGACCGCGGUCCUGCGCAAAGACGUCGACACACAAGCUUCGGUCAUCGUUCUCCUGCUCCGCAGCUACCUACUCACCUCCCACAUUUCCCAAGCCGAUCUCUUGGUCUCGCACACACAGUUCCCCGAGAAUGCGGCGAACAACCAGGUGGCCCGCUUCCUCUACUACCUUGGCCGCACCCGUGCCAUCCAGCUCCGCUACACCGAAGCGCACGAGCACCUGACGGCUGCAACACGGAAAGCCCCCUCGAGCGCCUGCGCUCUCGGCUUCAGCCAGACGGCGACCAAGCUGCUGAUGGUUGUGGAGCUGCUGAUGGGCGACAUUCCCGACCGGGCAACGUUCAGGCAGCCGAACAUGGAGACAGCCAUGCGCCCGUACUUCCUCCUCGUCCAGGCUGUCCGGGUUGGCAACCUGGAGGAUUUCGAGGCCAUUAUCGCGGAGCACGCCGACACAUUCCGCCGGGACGGCACGUACACGCUGAUCCUGCGGCUGCGGCAGAACGUCAUCCGGACAGGCAUCCGCAUGAUGAGCCUCAGCUACAGCCGCAUCUCGCUGCGGGACAUCUGCAUCCGCCUUCACCUGGGCUCCGAGGAGAGCGCCGAGUACAUUGUAGCCAAGGCGAUCCGCGACGGCGUCAUUGAGGCGACGCUCGACCGCGAGCGGGGCUUCAUGAAGAGUAAGGAAGUGGGCGACGUCUAUGCCACGCGCGAGCCGGGCGAGGCGUUCCACGACCGUAUCCGUGCGUGUCUCGCGUUGCAUGACGAGAGCGUGAAGGCCAUGAGGUUUCCCAUGAACCAGCACCGCCUCGAGUUGAAGAGCGCCCAGGAGGCCCGGGAACGUGAACGGGAGAUGGCCAAGGAGAUCCAGGACGGCGAUUUGGACGAGGAUGACCUCGGCGGCGAGUUCGAGGGCAUGUAAUAUCCCCAUGUGCGGUUGGCUUGGCUUUCCUCUCUCUUUUUCCGUUCUUGUAAACUUUGUGUGUCCGAGGAGAGAGACUUGGGGAAGCGGAAGGGAUGGUGGAAGGAGGCCUUGAAGGGGCAUGAAAUACGACAGCUGGUCCCUUGACACUUCCGUCGUCCUUGGCUGCUCUCAAGUGGACUCGAAGCGUUUACCAACAGUGAUCGUCGGGGCCGUUUUGGAAGACGGAGGUAUGGUACAGUACCAGAUAGAUUUCGCAUUGGGUGCUUGUGGUCGAGGAGGCUCUUCCAUGCUUCUUGCCUUGCCGAGGCUGUAAUACAGACAGAGCCUUCAACAUAGGGGCAGGAAGAAAGUGUAGAUGGAGGUUGUUUGAGGACAGGACCCCGGCGUUGGCUCAACCAAUAGGCCCAGUCGUACAUCUACAGCCAGUUUAUUUUUAAACACUCUCUCCUUGCCUGUCACCAUAGCAUAGCUCCGUUUCCACCGCUACAAUUCGUG